CCCGGCAGCAUGGCGGCGGCGGCGGGCGCCCCUCCGCCGGGUCCGCCGCAACCGCCUCCGCCGCCGCCGCCGGAGGAGUCGUCCGACAGCGAGCCAGAGGCGGAGCCCGGCUCCCCGCAGAAGCUCAUCCGCAAGGUGUCCACGUCGGGCCAGAUCCGUCAGAAGACCAUCAUCAAAGAGGGGAUGCUGACCAAACAGAACAAUUCAUUCCAACGAUCAAAAAGGAGAUACUUUAAGCUUCGAGGGCGGACGCUGUACUAUGCCAAAACAGCGAAGUCAAUCAUAUUUGAUGAGGUGGAUCUGACAGAUGCCAGCGUGGCUGAAUCCAGCACCAAAAAUGUCAACAAUAGUUUUACGGUCAUCACUCCAUGUAGGAAGCUUAUUUUGUGUGCUGAUAACAGAAAAGAAAUGGAAGAUUGGAUUGCAGCUCUGAAGACUGUCCAGAACAGGGAGCAUUUUGAGCCCACCCAGUACAGCAUGGACCACUUCUCAGGGACACACAAUUGGUAUGCCUGUUCCCACGCCAGGCCAACCUACUGCAACGUGUGCCGGGAAGCUCUGUCUGGGGUCACAUCCCACGGGCUGUCUUGUGAAGUGUGCAAAUUUAAGGCUCAUAAGCGGUGUGCAGUGCGUGCAACCAAUAACUGCAAGUGGACCACGCUGGCCUCAAUCGGGAAGGAUAUCAUCGAGGAUGCAGAUGGGAUUGCCAUGCCCCACCAGUGGCUAGAAGGAAACCUGCCCGUGAGCGCCAAGUGCACAGUGUGUGAUAAGACCUGUGGCAGUGUGCUGCGCCUGCAGGACUGGCGCUGCCUCUGGUGCAAGGCCAUGGUGCACACGUCAUGUAAGGAAUCCUUGCAGACCAAGUGCCCAUUGGGCCUGUGCAAAGUGUCAGUCAUCCCCCCCACAGCGCUCAACAGCAUCGACUCUGAUGGGUUCUGGAAGGCCAGCUGUCCUCCAUCUUGUACAAGCCCAUUGUUGGUUUUUGUCAAUUCAAAGAGUGGGGACAACCAGGGAGUGAAGUUCCUCAGAAGAUUCAAACAGCUGCUGAACCCUGCCCAGGUCUUUGACCUCAUGAAUGGAGGACCACACCUUGGCUUACGGUUAUUCCAAAAGUUUGACACAUUCCGGAUUCUGGUUUGUGGUGGGGAUGGCAGCGUUGGCUGGGUCCUCUCUGAAAUCGACAGCCUCAACCUGCACAAACAGUGCCAGCUGGGAGUGCUGCCGCUUGGGACCGGGAAUGACCUGGCGCGCGUGCUAGGCUGGGGCUCGGCCUGUGAUGACGACACCCAGCUGCCCCAGAUCUUGGAGAAGCUGGAAAGAGCCAGCACCAAGAUGCUGGACCGGUGGAGUGUCAUGGCGUAUGAGACCAAACUGCCCCGGCAGGCCUCCUCCUCCACCGUCACCGAGGACUUCAGUGAGGACUCCGAGGUGCAGCAGAUUCUCUUCUAUGAAGACUCGGUGGCAGCCCAUCUUUCCAAAAUCCUGACCUCAGACCAGCACUCGGUAGUGAUCUCCUCGGCUAAAGUGCUCUGUGAGACGGUGAAGGACUUUGUGGCCCGGGUAGGGAAGGCCUAUGAAAAGACAACUGAGAGCUCGGAGGAGUCAGAGGUCAUGGCCAAGAAGUGCUCUGUCCUGAAGGAGAAGCUGGACUCGCUCCUUAAGACCUUGGAUGACGAGUCCCAGGCCUCAUCCUCACUGCCCAACCCACCCCCCACCAUCGCCGAAGAGGCUGAAGAUGGCGAUGGGCCUGGAAGCAUCUGCAGCUCUACCAGGGACCGCUCAGUGGCAAUGGCCUGUCCAGCUCGGCCUCAGAUAUUUCGGCGCCGGGAACAGCUCAUGCUAAGGGCUAACAGCCUGAAGAAAGCAAUUCGCCAGAUCAUAGAACACACAGAGAAAGCUGUUGAUGAGCAGAACGCCCAGACGCAAGAGCAAGAGGGGUUCAUGCUGGGUCUCUCUGAGACAGAGGAGAAGACGGACAGCAGGGUGUGCCUGUCCCAGAGCGAGAGCUGUGUGGCUGCUAAAGGGAGGAGCCAGCGCAAAGUGUCUAAAGCCCCCUGUGAAAAGGUGAUCAGCAAAGGAAGUCUGUCGCUGGGCAGCUCUGCCUCUCUUCCCCCCCAGUCGGGGAGCCGGGACGGCCUGCCUGCGCUGAACACCAAGAUCCUGUACCCGAGUGUUCGGGCUGGGAUGUCCGGGUCCUUGCCAGGGGGUUCAGUCAUCAGUCGCUUAUUAAUUAACGCUGAUCCCUUUAACUCCGAACCAGAAAACCUAGAGUGUUAUACAGAGAAAUGUGUCAUGAACAACUAUUUUGGCAUUGGCCUGGAUGCAAAGAUAUCCCUGGACUUCAACAACAAGCGUGAUGAACACCCGGAGAAGUGCAGGAGUCGAACCAAGAACAUGAUGUGGUAUGGUGUCCUCGGCACCAAGGAGCUGCUGCACAGAACCUACAAGAACCUGGAGCAGAAGGUCCUGCUGGAGUGUGAUGGGCGACCGAUCCCACUGCCCAGUCUUCAGGGAAUUGCUGUCCUCAACAUUCCCAGCUAUGCUGGAGGGACCAACUUCUGGGGGGGCACUAAGGAAGAUGAUACUUUUGCAGCUCCGUCAUUCGAUGACAAGAUUUUGGAGGUGGUCGCCGUGUUUGGCAGCAUGCAGAUGGCAGUCUCUCGAGUAAUUAAGCUGCAGCAUCACCGAAUCGCCCAGUGUCGCACGGUGAAGAUCUCCAUCCUGGGGGAUGAGGGCGUACCUGUGCAGGUGGAUGGAGAGGCCUGGAUCCAGCCCCCAGGGUACAUCCGGAUUGUCCACAAGAACCGGGCACAGACACUGACCAGAGACAGGGCAUUUGAGAACACCCUAAAGUCCUGGGAAGACAAGCAGAAGUGUGAGCUGCCCCGCCCGACGUCCUUCUCUCUGCAUCCGGAGAUGCUGUCCGAGGAAGAGGCCACCCAGAUGGACCAGUUUGGCCAGGCAGCUGGGGUCCUCAUUCGCAGUAUCCGGGAGAUAGCUCAGUCCCACCGAGACGUGGAACAGGAACUUGCUCAUGCCGUCAACGCCAGCUCCAAGUGCAUGGACCGAGUGUACGGCAAGCCCAGAACCACAGAGGGACUGAGCUGUAGCUUUGUCCUGGAAAUGGUGAAUAACUUCAGAGCUCUGCGCAGCGAGACAGAGCUGCUGCUGGCUGGAAAGAUGGCCUUGCAGCUGGAUCCCCCUCAGAAAGAGAGGCUUGGGAGCGCUCUCACUGAGAUGGACCGACAGCUCCGGAAGCUGGCGGACACCCCCUGGCUCUGCCAGCUCACAGAGCCAGGCGACGAGGAGAACACCAUGCUGGAUCUUUCUAAACGAAGCCGCAGUGGUAAAUUCCGCCUCGUGACCAAGUUUAAAAAGGAGAAAAACAACAGGAACAAAGAAGCUCACAGUAGCCUGGGCACCCCGGUUCACCUCUGGGGGACAGAGGAGGUUGCUGCCUGGCUGGAGCACCUCAGUCUCUGUGAGUAUAAGGACAUCUUCACACGGCACGACAUCCGGGGCUCUGAGCUCCUGCACCUGGAGCGGAGGGACCUCAAGGACCUUGGCGUGACCAAAGUGGGCCAUAUGAAGAGAAUCCUGUGUGGGAUCAAGGAGCUGAGCCGGAGCAGCCCUGCCGCCGAGGCCUAGCCUGCGCCCUCGUGGCCUGCGUGCCCAGCGCCUCCCGUGACUGAGGCCGCUGGCCCUUCCAUGGUGCUACCCCCUCGCCAGCCGCAGGAGGCCUCUCAGUGCCCACACGGCAGCCCUGGGGGCUUGGACAUGGCAACACAGCUACCUUAGAAACAAUGCCCCCAGCUCGGAGUCCUGGGGCAGAUGUGUCCCCUGCUGGGCCCUCGCUGACAGCACUCGGCACUCUCAGUCACUCUCAGUCGGGCCUCCCUGGCUCCUAGCGCCUGACCACGUGAUCCAGUCGUCCAGAGCCGACUCUCUGUGUCCUUCCUCUCCAGGCUCACAGCGUGGUUAGGGCUCUGCCUACAGCAGAAUGUUCCACCCUAUGGCUCCUCACGGUAGCCCUGCCAGGCAGCCCUGCUGUCGACCCUGUUUAAUAAUAGAUGUUCUUUUAAACAAAGAUCCUGCUCUUUCCUGGUUUGAAAGUGGCAUGGAUAUAUUUCCAGUACUGUUUAUUUUAAUUUGACCUAGAGAGAAAGAAAAAAGUCCUUCCUGCUUAAGCCAAGUCAGUGGUGUAAUGUUCCUCAGCUGACGUUUGCCUCAGGGCCCUCUGGUCAUCCCUGCAGCCUCUCUAGCCAUGGACAGGACACCAUAGGCCCGUGGAGGUCAGUUUGGGACUGUGAGAGAGACGGAUUUCCUCCAUCUCCUUGUGGACAGAGGGUGUUGGCAUCAGUUCAGUGUUUCUGUGUAGAAGCUUCCUGGGCCUGGGAACUGCUCUCUGCUCCUCCUGUGGCUCCCAUGCAGUGUGUCCCGGGACACAAGAGCCAUCUGGACCUUUCCUCCUGAUGGGCUGUUGAGGCCGAAGGCCGGUGCUGUCCUGUGAGUCUCUGCCCCUCAGUGGCUUCUCAUCUCUUGCUGCCGGCCUGGUGUCCCUGAAGGCGUUGCCAGUGUCCACACUGCUCCCGCCUUGCCUCUGUCCCCAGGUGUGAGCUCCAGGCUGGGCUGGUUCUGAACCAACAGGUGGCAGUGCCUGGGGUGGGGAGAGGGCAGCACCCGGGGGACAGUCCUCAGGUUGAGGGUGCUACUGGGCCCCACGGGCCCCACCUGCCCUUUCUUUCCCUUCACGGGGGCUAGAAACAUGACCUGGAAAGGGACUUCUUUAACCCAGCCCUGGUGCAGAAGUGGCUCUGGCCUGGCUGCCAGGCUGUGGCUCCAAACCCUGAAGAUGAGGGCAGUGUCAGUAGCAUCUGUGGGCAUCCAGCCUUUUAGUUUCUGUCACCUCAUCUGAAGUGCAAAGGAGCUGGGCGGGAGCCAUUCAGGCAUUGUCCAUCCACAGGCACCUGUAGCACUGGGCGGGGUCUGGGCAGGGUCCAGGCAGCAGGCUCAGCAAUGUUUUACCCCCACUCUCUCUGCAGCCUGUCUGCGUUCCCUGUCCCCCGGGUGGUCCCCCUGGCCAGGCCUGCGUCUGUGGCUUGGGGCACUCCCCUGGGUAGUUCUUCAGGGGCUGAGCCCGGGCCCUGUCUGUGAGAGUGGAGAGCAAGAUGGCACGUUUCUAGCUGCACCUGCCCCAGGCCCUGGGUUCUGUCACCGUGGCCACUCAUCCUUGCCUAUGGGGUUGUCGGCAUUAGGAUUUUUGGUUAGAGAAUCUCACAUGGGCUUCACUGCCUCAUUGGAUUCUGUCUGUCGCACGGCAGUCAUUCCCAGUGGAGGCAGAGCUAGGGCAGCCACAGAAGUCACUUGGUGGCACAGAGGAAAGGCUCCCAGGAUGGUGGAAGCCUGUCCUGCGUUCCCAGCACGAGUGGCCCUCUGGGACUCUGAGAUCCCAGAGCAGGCACUGGGACAGGCUGGGACUUGGGUGAAGAGGGGACAUGAGGAAGAACUGGCACUGGUAGCUUUGGGGGUACUACGGCCACCCCGAGUCCUUGGUGUUCUCUUAGGAAAGCAUUGGGUUUGGGUCAAGGGUAGUGUUUAAAAUAAACACGUCGUCAGUGAUUAAAACAGCACUGUUUACAUAAAAAACAUUUUUCUAAUUCUAACAAGAUAGAAGUGACAAAAAAUGAGCACGAAUGUUAAGGAACUGCUGGCUGGGUGUGGGGUAGGUGUCUCCACGCUGGGUGGUGUUCUGCUGUGGGGCUGCUUGACAGGCUUCACUGUCCUGUCCAUGUAGAGGAAGGAGGAAGGGGAGGAAGGGUCCCUGAAGAGUCUUUGUGCCCUCAGGUGGGGCAUUCUUACCCCCCCCCCCCCGUAUUUAUAACCUUAAUUUAUACAGUGACUGCCGUGGAUGCAAAUGCCUGUUAUAUCGUUAUGUACAUACGUAGUCCACACCCGAAUGCUGUAAAUAUGUUGUUCUGUGUAUAAAUAAAAAGGCCUGUUUUUG
This is a messenger RNA of Nycticebus coucang (slow loris), 6004 nucleotides long. RefSeq names its product diacylglycerol kinase delta (gene DGKD). NCBI's taxonomy places the organism in Eukaryota, Metazoa, Chordata, Mammalia, Primates, Lorisidae. Gene Ontology annotation, molecular function: ATP-dependent diacylglycerol kinase activity; protein homodimerization activity; protein heterodimerization activity. The record is from RefSeq and is a predicted model, not a curated record. The transcript has 30 exons. Gene Ontology annotation, biological process: lipid phosphorylation; diacylglycerol metabolic process; intracellular signal transduction. The coding region runs from base 10 to 3648 and encodes 1212 amino acids.